Molecule: messenger RNA, 6426 nt
Organism: Monopterus albus (swamp eel)
Lineage: Eukaryota; Metazoa; Chordata; Actinopteri; Synbranchiformes; Synbranchidae
Gene: sbno1
Product: strawberry notch homolog 1 (Drosophila)
Exons: 33
Coding region: 323-4540 (1405 amino acids)
Biological process (GO): regulation of DNA-templated transcription
Cellular component (GO): nucleus
Molecular function (GO): chromatin DNA binding; histone binding
Source: RefSeq, a predicted model, not a curated record
GCAGGGUCACGUGAUGUCGUAUUAGCUCGGUGACUCUGCUAUGUUUGUCGUAUCUGCUAAAGUUUUAGAAAUGGCACAUUCCUUGCAUUUAUCGGGCUAUUGUCGUCAAGGGAGGUCCUGCGACUGCUCAAAAACCCGUUUCGAGCGAAGCUGGGAGAGGAGUUUGACUGAGAAAACGGCCUCUAUGGGCCUGCACGUCACGUGACCAUCAUGCGGCUGAGCAUUUGAUAAAAAAGAUGGCGUGAGCGCGGCGGAGAGGACAACAAACUCCGACCUACAGAGUGCAGGCGACAGAGAGCUACAGUAGCCGCUAAACUGUCUUAUGGAUCCUGGACAGGAUUUACUUCUUGCUGCCCUAAGUGAGAGUGGAAUUUGCCCAAAUGAUAUUGGCCUAUUUGACAUUGACUCUCAGGAUGUGGGGCAGCCCUCUACAACCCAGCCAUCUAUCUCCAUCAGUGCCCUGGAUGUUGGUGUGGGCACUGAGGCAAUGGAAGUUGUUAGAAGUGAGCCUCCAGCUACAGUCCCUAUAGUCACUAUCAGGCACAAACCUCAGCCAUCAACCACCACAUUUGUCUUAAAUCAGCUGAAUCAGCUGCCAUCACUAGGAGCUGUUGUGACCAAACAGUCAGCUAUAAACCCUAUCAAACAUACCAUAACUGUCACCAAGGUGGUCCAUGUUGCUAACUCAACACUGCGAGGGUCAUCAACACCCUCUUCCACAAUUAUUCCUCCUUCAGCAUCCACAGUAGUGCCUUCUAACAGAGAUGAGGUUCAGCUGAAAGACCUUCUUAGGACCGGCCACGUGAAGAGCGCUGGUCUAAAGGGCAACAGUCUGAUGGAGCUAAUGAAGCUGAAGCCUCCACCUGACAUUGCUCCACCAGUGGCAACAGCAGCAGCCACAGGUCCAGGUGAAAUGAACAAUGGAAUCAAGAAGGAAGUGUUUGGUAAAGAUGCUGCCAGGGUCUGGAUUAGUGACGACACUAAAAUGCAAAACUUCUCACAUUCUCUGAAACCACCGGGGAUGAAGGAAGAGGAUGAGCCUGAGGAGGAAGAUGAUGAAGAGCUGGGUCAUGCAGAGACUUAUGCAGAGUACAUGCCAUUGAAAUUGAAGAUUGGCUUGCGGCACCCUGAUUCUGUGGUGGAGACCAGUUCCCUGUCCAGUGUUAGCCCUCCAGAUGUGUGGUACAGACUGUCCAUCCCAGAGGAAGUCAUUGAUCUGGGCUACCUCUCUGCUCUGCAGCUGGAAGCCAUCACAUAUGCAGCUCAGCAACAUGAGACAUUCCUCCACAACGGCGAUCGAGCUGCUUAUUUGAUUGGUGAUGGAGCUGGUGUGGGGAAAGGCCGAACCAUUGCAGGAAUUAUUUAUGAGAAUUAUCUUUUAGGCAGGAAGAGAUCACUUUGGUUUAGUGUCUCAAACGACUUGAAGUAUGAUGCUGAACGAGAUUUAAGGGAUAUCGGAGCCAAGAACAUUCCGGUUCACUCACUGAACAAGUUCAAAUAUGGAAAAAUUUCCUCAAAACACAAUGGGAGUGUGAAGAAAGGUGUGAUCUUCGCCACCUACUCCUCUUUGAUAGGAGAGAGCCAGUCAGGAGGGAAGUACAAGACCCGAUUUGAACAGCUCCUCCACUGGUGUGGGGAGGACUUUGAUGGAGUUAUCGUCUAUGACGAGUGUCACAAAGCCAAGAACGUGUGCCCCAUUGGCUCAUCCAAACCUACUAAAACUGGGCUUGCAGUGUUGGAACUGCAGAACAAACUCCCCAAGGCUCGGGUUGUGUACGCAAGUGCUACAGGUGCCUCUGAACCCAGAAACAUGGCAUAUAUGAACAGGCUGGGAAUUUGGGGGCAUAAAACGCCCUUCAGAGAAUUCAGUAACUUCAUUCAGGCUGUAGAGCGCAGGGGUGUUGGUGCCAUGGAGAUAGUAGCUAUGGACAUGAAACUGAGGGGGAUGUACAUUGCAAGACAGCUGAGUUUUACAGGUGUUACUUUUAAGAUUGAGGAGGUUCCCCUGACUCAGCAAUACAUCAAUAUGUACAACAAAUCUGUGAGACUGUGGGUGAGUGCACGUGAGAAGUUCCAGCAGGCAGCAAACCUGAUGGAAGCAGAGCAGCGCAUGAAGAAAUCCAUGUGGGGUCAGUUCUGGUCUGCUCACCAGAGGUUCUUCAAAUAUCUCUGCAUUGCAUCCAAAGUCCGCCGAGUGGUGCAGCUGGCCAGAGAGGAGGUCCAGAAUGGGAAGUGUGUGGUGAUUGGUCUUCAGUCCACGGGCGAGGCAAGAACACUUGAGGCCUUGGAGGAAGGAGGAGGGGAGCUCAGUGACUUUGUGUCAACUGCAAAGGGUGUGCUGCAGUCUCUGAUUGAGAAGCACUUUCCAGCUCCAGACCGACAGAAGCUUUACAGCCUGUUAGGCAUCGACCUCUCGGCUAAGAAGACCGCCUCCCCCAAUGACACUGCUCCUGAACCUGAACAGAAGGGCAAGAAAAGGAAAGGUUCUGAAGUUAAAAAGCAACAAAAAAAGAAGGCUCGAAAGCACGGCGGUCUGUCGGGGACAAGCUCUGAGGAGAGCCAGUCGGAGGAUUCGGAUAAAGAGUCUGGGAAAGACUGCGACAGUGACGACAGCUUCAAGUCUAUCAGCUCAGCAGAUGAAGAUGACGAUUUCAACCCUUUCAGAGAUGAGUCUGAUGACGAGGAAGAUGAUCCUUGGCUUAUCAGAAAGGAACCAAAGAAAGGGAAAGAAAAGAGGAGUAAAAAGAAAAGGAAGCGUAUUGAUCCAGACUCCAUUCAAAGUGCCUUGUUGGCCUCUGGGCUCGGCUUUACCAGGCCUGCUUUCACUGCCCCUGUCAACCCCCCCAGCACGCCUGCCAUAGUCAAAGCAGAGAGCCAAGACGGCUACCUAACAAGUCAGGACUCAGUCGAACUUGCCCAGAAAAUGAAGAGAGACCUGCUGGAGCAGCUUGAGGAGCUGGCUGAGGAGCUGCCUCCCAACACUCUGGACCAGCUGAUAGAUGAACUGGGAGGGCCUGAGAACGUAGCUGAGAUGACUGGUCGUAAAGGUCGUGUGGUCAGUAAUGAUGAUGGCAGCAUCACCUAUGAAUCUCGCUCUGAGCUAGAUGUCCCGGUGGAAAUCCUCAACCUCACAGAGAAGCAGAGGUUCAUGGAUGGAGAGAAGAACAUAGCCAUCAUCUCUGAGGCUGCCAGCUCGGGUAUUUCCCUGCAGGCCGAUCGCCGUGUGAAGAACCAGCGGCGGAGAGUGCACAUGACACUCGAGCUGCCAUGGAGUGCAGACAGAGCUAUUCAGCAGUUUGGGAGGACUCACAGGUCCAACCAGGUCACUGCUCCAGAAUACGUCUUCCUCAUAUCGGAGCUUGCAGGAGAGCAGAGAUUUGCAUCCAUUGUGGCCAAAAGACUAGAAAGCCUGGGUGCUCUCACCCAUGGAGAUAGAAGAGCAACAGAAACCCGAGAUCUCAGCAGGUUUAAUUUUGACAACAAAUAUGGCAGAAACGCUCUGGAAAUUGUGAUGAAAUCAAUCGUGAAGCUUGAUUCUCCAUUAGUGUCUCCGCCCUCUGACUUUAAAGGGGAUUUCUUUAAAGAAAUCCAAAGUGGAUUAAUAGGUGUGGGCCUCAUAAAUGUGGAGGACCGAUCUGGCACGCUGUCACUGGACAAAGACUAUAACAACAUUGGGAAAUUCCUGAACCGUAUUUUGGGCAUGGAGGUCCAGCAGCAGAACGCCUUGUUCCAGUACUUUUCUGACACACUGGCCGCAGUGAUUCAGGAAGCAAAGAAGAACGGCAGAUAUGACAUGGGCAUUCUCGACCUGGGCUCUGGCGACGAGAAGGUGAAGAAGGUCGACUGCAGGAGAUUCCUGACCCCGGGUUAUACCACAGCAGGGCAUGUUGAACUGUACACGGUGAGUGUGGAGAGGGGCAUGUCGUGGGAAGAAGCCACACACGCGUGGGCAGACCAGAGUGGGCCAGAUGAUGGCUUCUAUGUUCAGAUGAGGAAUAACAAGAAAACAGCCAUAUUGGUCAAAGAGCUGAACAACAAGAAGAGGCUGUUCCUGGUCUACAGGCCCAACACGGGCAAGCAGCUCAAGCUGGAGACGUACACAGACAUCAAGAAGAAGUUUAAGAAGGUCUUGUCAGAAGAUGCCAAGCAGCACUGGACUGAGCAGUACAAGUUGUCUGCAAAGAUCUGCUCUCAUGCAUAUUGGCGAGGUAACUGUAAGAAGGCGUCGGUGGGGCUUCAGUGUGAAGUCGGCCUUCGGUGUCGGACGUACUACGUGCUGUGUGGCUCGGUGCUCAGUGUGUGGAAUGAGCUGGAGGAAGUGCUUACUCCAGUCGGUGGAACCAACGUGAAGGUGCAGAUUGUGCGCCUCAGAGCAGAAGAUGGACAGAGGAUAGUGGGACUGAUCAUUCCAGCGAACUGUGUGUCUCCAUUAAUAAACAAGCUCUCUACGUCAGACCAGUGCCAGCAGCUCGCUGUGCAGGAGCAGCAGAAGCGGCAGCAGCUCCACCCUCAAAGUCUUAGUCACGUACCCAACACAUAGUGUGGGAUGGACCACUCUGCUUCAUGGGCUUGAACCACAUCUUCACCCCUCGAGUUCAUUUCCCACUCCAGAGGGGGGAUAUCGCUGUCUCUGCACUGCAGGCUUUGGGAGUACUGUCCCUCGUUCUGCACCCUCACACCUCCCCACUCUCUCAGAGGGUCAGACACCACACUGAGCUGUGGUGAUUCUUAGAUGUAAAGCAGUGGUUGUACAUAGAAAAGACUUCAGGGUUUAUCUUUUUUAUUUGACUCUUCAGAGACUCUUGUUUUCACCUUGACAGAUUUGACAGGUGAUGUAUUGUCCUCUGACAUUCAGAGUGGAAAAGAUUGUGACUUAUUGAUCAAGACAGAGCGUAGACACACAGGGCAUGUUGGUCUGUGGCUGUGGGGUUAUUAACUCUAAACACGUGCUUUAAGUUGUUUGGUCCAGGCCAAAGGUGGACAAGACAAAGACCACUGUCUUUUAAUGCUGAACUACAGUCCUAUAGUAAUACCUGAUGAAAAUGUUUUCACUCCUCAGACAUGAGUCAGUGUCUCUGAAGUAGAAACAGUGACACAUUAGUCCAGUUAGUUGCAGAAAACCUGAUGUGUACCGUUUUUCAGAUGCUCCGUAUCUUUUAUGUUCGCUCCUGAGACGAAGACCAAAAUAUCAUUGCCAGAAUUCACUGGAUCUACACUGUGGGUGCACCAAGCUAAAACUAAUGCAACAGCCCCAUUUCACCAGGUGUUGAUUCACCUGUCAUCAUUUUGGAGGCAGCUGUUGAAAUCGCUGCUCUACAGUGAAAGGUGUUUGUUACUUAGCCUCACCGUUGUGGCCGGGGAUGGUCAAAUGAUGGAGAAACAAGGUGGUAUAAUGUAGGGUAGGUCGGACCAUACACCACCUCUUCCAUAAUGUUCAAACAGCUGAUUCAGCACCUCUAUAGAACAGUUUCAACAAACCAUAGCCUUUGUGAAUGGAGGGUUAUUUGCAGCGCUUUUGAAUUAGUGCAUUAGUUUGAGUUAAGUGUACCUAGUAAAAUGGCAACUUAGUUUGUUUUGCACAUGGAUCUCAAUUUAAUCAUUUUCCCUUAGUUUUGUAUCAAAUGUCAUAAUUUGCUCCUCAUUGUCAGAGCUUUGUCAGAUGUGAAGCUGCAGUCGGGCUCUAACACAGCAGGUUUGUUGGUUUUAGACUCGGCUGUGGUGUUGAACUUUUUCCAUUUAUAGAAAAUGUUUCCCAGAGACUGAAACAGACGGAUAUUUGAGAAAUGAGUUAAGUUUGUGUUCUCAUGACACCAGGUUUCUUUUCAGACAACGUGCAGUGCACGGUGUCCAUUACACCUGAGAACGUGGUAACUUACUGCCGUUGAGCGUUUGUAUAAGCAGCACUGAGACAUUUAACACAUUGUUUGACACUAUAAUGUAAUCAGUUACAAGGGUAAAUGUUUAUUAAUGUACAGCGUUUGUCAGCAAUUAUAGCUUCUCUUACAGAGAUGUAUUUUAAUUAUCACAGCGACAUAUGGUCAUUCAUUAUUAGUUUAUCCAGCAGUGCCCACAUGUUGCCAUCCACAGGAGCAGCUAGUUGUUGACAAGUAAACACUUAACUCUGCUGACCGUUAGAUUAGUGUUAUAACCAUUUAUUAAGUGUUUCUAUGUGCUGAACUGGGACUUGGUGUCGUCACCGGUGUUGUAGCUGUUUUUACAAAGCACCUUUGGUCUUUACCUCGACUGUCGCUCAGUCAGAUCCUGGUCAGCUGGAGAAACCGCAAGAGACGCACGAUAAAGCAGCCACGGAAUUCAGAGGAAUGUUAAAUGCACGUCUGUGACAAAGGCGGUCGCUGUACUCUAAGAGUAAUUUUUCUUUCUUUUGCUUUUUUGUUUAAAUGGAAAUCUGCUCAGGUGUUUGAAAAA